AGCAUCCAUGAGAUUUGCGAGAUUCUAUGGGUUCAGAGUUGAUUCUUACCUAGUUUGCAGCAUUCUUACCUGAGUGCCCGGACUUGUGCCCCGACCGGCCGGACGGGUUGAGGUUGCCGCAUGCGAACAACUCGUGGCAAGGCUUCUCUUUUCUUUUCUACGUGCCCUUUUCAACAUGGCGGGGGACGACGACCAGAGCGACCCUUUCCUGUGGGAUGAGGAUCGAGUGGUCAGAGAACUCUGCACAGCCCAACGAACGUGGGCAGCACCGCCAGCAAACCGAUGGCCGGAUUCCGUUGCCCUCGAGACAAAACUCCGUGAAUGCGGGGUUGAUGGCGAAACGCUUCUAACCUACGCGGAUGAAUUCGACUUCCGCGACCUGUGGAGUCAGCUGGGGGUCAGGAGCCUCCCUCAUCAAGUGUCGCUCAAGAAAGCCAUCCAGCGGUUUAGAAAGGCCAGCGCGGGGUACCGUGAAUGGAAGAGGCAAGAGCUGGCUAAUAACCAAUCAUGCGGCGACCAAGAAGACGACAAUCCGGCAGUAAAACUUGAGUCAAAAACAGUGGCUCGACUUGAGCCGAUAGUUCAAGCAUCGCCCGUCACAGGGGUAGCGUCAACCGACCUUGUUUCCGAGCCAAGGUUGAAAAGCCCUUACCAGGGGGUUCUAUCUCCAACACUCUCGCCAUCUGCCGGCCCUGAUGCGCUUGCAUCUUCUGGCAUUCCGGAUGCGGAUGCGGAUGCCUUAAGCCUUGAGCAGGAAAAUGCGGAAGAGAGACCUAAGAAAAAGAGAAGGCUAGCACCGAUAACAAUCUCGGCCGAACCUACCGGCCAAGCUCUCUCGAACCUACCAACCCAAGCCGACGGUAUAUCGCAGAGGACAGCCGAGAUCGUGUUCGAUGAGGGCGAUUCGUCUGCCUUCCUCGGGACCAGCAUUUUGUUGGUCGACGAGCUUACCCGACCUGAGUUAGUUGGCCAGACGGAUGCUGCCGAUCCUGAAUUUGUAUUGUUGCGGAAACAAAUACCUGCGGGUCGCCGGAUCCAAGUGUCGGCAGCAAUGAAGCGGUUCUUCCGGUCGAACCUGGUUCAACGUCUCAAACAGAGCCGCAGUGAGAACGAAGAUGCCCCGCUGCCCGUGUUUGGAGAGUCUGACGAUGAGGAGAGUCUUGACUCUGAGACCUGGCGCGAGUAUCAAAAAGAGGAAGAAGAACGGUUGGCCCUGGCGGCCCGCAAGGACCCAGCCAAGGCAGCAAAGGAACGGCUCCUUAGCAAAGAGGAAGUGGCCGAGGUGGUCCGGAAUGUCAUCCAAGAGUUGGAUUCCCGUUGGCUCAUCGAGAAGAAGCCAAAGUGGGAUCGCAAAGCUUGGCCAGUAUGGCAGGAUUCCCGGCGUAAUCCGGACCGCCUAGCUCGUAUCAAGUCGGAGAAGCAAUUCCUAGGCCAGCUACAUCGAAGAAUCGCCCGUUUCACCGACGAGAUCAUCGGCCAGCAGUGGUCCGUUGAGAACAACGUCCAGCAGAAGGCCGUUGAUUACCUUGAAAGGAGCGUUUUCGACAAGAAGUACCAGGAAUGGCUCAUCGACGUCCUUGAGAGCCCUCGCCAGCCUCCGAAACCAGCAACGCUCCCUCGACCGGCCAAAAAGCCGGUAGAGUCACCCGUCCUCGACGAAGACGAAGAGCUGUUAGCAAGCGACUCCGACGGCUUGGACGAUUUCAUUGAAUACGACGACGUCGUUGUUCCCUCUUUCGGUGAUGAUAUGGAGGUCGAUCCGGAGCCGCCUCUAGAACAGCUAGAGCAGGGUGCUGUCCCGGCUAGCUCGGGCCGUGCUGAUUCCGUCAUCCCGAUUGACGAGGCGGACAAUGGGCUUCCGCCGGUAGAUGCGACCCCAUCUGGUGAACCGGUUGUCGAUGAUGGCCCCCAAGUACAGCCCACGCCCAAGAAAAUAAAGGCGGAGAAAUCCCUAGCACCGGCAACACCCCGCCCCGUUAGUACUUCGGCUCCAAAAGAAAUCAUCGUGAUACCGGAUUCCCCAUCUCCCGUCAAACCCCCUGGCCAGGUCCCGGGUUUCGAUGACCUUGAGAGCCUCGAAAAGAUCGGAGAGAUCGGAGUUGAACACUGGCAAAGGGUUCGGGAUGCUGAGAGACUUGUGGUCGCUGCACUUUGCGAUUGGUCUGACACAAAAAAGGCCAAGCUCCAUGAUGCGAUCAAGGACCGAGACCACAAGGAAGCAUGGGCCGAGUAUGUGAGCCCGACCCUUGAAGAUCCCUCGUCAGCGACGGCUGAGUCCGUUGGGUUUCUUCUCUGUCGGCUCUUCGACACUUUUGCCAGCAAGAGCGCCAAAUGUUCGACCAAGCCCCUGGCGGAUAUGUCAUGUAAGAGAAUACUUCGAGAGGGGCACUCGUUUGCCGGCUUCUAUGAGUUCCUCGGGCAGGUCCUUCAACUUUUCCUGCAUCUUAGCCCUCGGGUGCCGAAUGUCCUUCAGGCGCAAUUAGAGGAAACGCCAGCGGAGAAGGAGACAGAGGCUGAAGGAAACCGGGACCUUGCUGAGGACCUCAGCAUUUCAGAGGAAUCUGCGGCGGAUGACAUGCCGGUGCCGUCCUCCAAGAAGCGGCGGAAGCGCAAACGGCGCGACAGAAAAGCCCAGGAUCUCCGAAGUCAUCACCGUCAGCUCAACGAAGAGCUUGCUCGGCGCGAGCGUCAGUUCCAUGAAAAGAUGGCUGAACAGGGCUCGAUCCCUGGCAACAAGACCCGCCUGAUCGUCAAUGUUACCAAGGAAUCCGAUGACUUGCCAUUCAUCUAUAUCAACGACCACAUCGGCAGGAAGAUCAAAGAUCAUCAGAUCGAGGGCGUCCGGUUCAUGUGGAACCAACUUGUUGUCGACUCCCGCGUCCGCCAGGGCUGCUUGCUCGCCCAUACCAUGGGUCUUGGCAAGACCAUGCAGGUGAUCACGCUGCUUGUCGUCAUUGCCGAGGCGUCAGCGUCGCCGGACGAGUCUGUUCGGUCGCAGAUUCCGGAGAGCCUGCGGGUGUCCAAGACGCUGAUUCUGUGCCCGUCGAGCUUGGUGGAUAACUGGUCCGAGGAAAUCGCAAUCUGGGCUCCCGAUGGCUCGCUAGGCCGCGUGCAGAAGUUGUACUCGUCGCUCUUGCCUAACGACCGGGCCACCACUCUCCGACUUUGGGCGUCAUCUGGUGGAGUGCUGAUCAUUGGGUACAGCCUGUUUACUUCCCUUACCCAAAGUGAUGAGGAGACUGCCAAGUUACUGCAGGAGACCCCCAACCUGGUAAUCGGCGAUGAGGCACAUUACAUGAAGAAUCCUGGCUCCCAGAGGCAUCAAGCGACGGCCAACUUCAAGACGAUGAGCCGCAUCGCUAUGACUGGAUCGCCGCUGACGAACAAUGUCAUGGAUUACUAUGCCAUGAUCAACUGGGUUGCGCCGAACUAUCUCGCCGACAUCGCCGAGUUCCGGGACAGGUUCGAGAAACCCAUCAGAGAAGGUCUCUGGGCGGACAGCGAGCCUCAGCAGAAGAGAAGGGCCCGGAGAAUGCUCCACGUCCUGAAAGCCACGGUGGAACCCAAGGUGCACCGAAGGGACAUUCAGGUUCUGAGGAAUGAGCUGCCGACGAAGAAAGAAUUCAUUCUGACCCUUCCCUUGACGAAGGUACAGAUGGAUCUAUACAAGACGUACAUCGAGUGGGUUACGGAACGGGGCAGCGAGUUGAUGAACGGUCAAGCGAGGGCCUGGAGCCUGGUGGCCAAACUUGGGUAUGUCCUGGCCCAUCCCAUCAUCUUCAAGACGACGGUAGAAGCUGGGAAGACGAAGCCGCACGGCAGCAAGGUGCAGUCGUCAAAACCGCCAAGGGUUGCACAGGCAGAGGACAGCGACGAGGAGAAUGUCGAGAUGCCCCAGGACGUCUUGAUCAAGAUGAUGGCAGUUGUCCGUGUCCGGGAGAUCGAGAACUACGCUCUCUCGAACAAGAUUCUCGUUCUCUUGCGGAUCUUGGACGAGUGCAAGAAAGUGGGCGACAAGGUGCUUGUGUUUUCUCAGAGCAUUCCCACCCUGAAUUAUAUCGAGAACAUCUUCAAGAGGCAGAGAGUCGUGUACCAGCGGCUCGAUGGCAAUACUCCCAUGAACGGGAGACAAGACUCCAUCAGAAAAUUCAAUGCCGAUGGCGCCACCCAGGUGUACUUGAUCUCGACCAAAGCGGGAGGCAUCGGCCUCAACAUACACGGCGCCAACCGUGUAGUCAUUUUCGAUUUCAAGUACACCCCGACCGAUGAGCAGCAGGCAAUUGGCAGGGCUUACCGACUCGGGCAAACAAAGCCGGUCUAUGUCUACUGGUUAACGAUUGGCGGCACUUUCGAGGACACAAUCCACAACAAUGCCGUGUUCAAGACCCAGCUGGCGUCUCGGGUGGUGGACAAGAAGAACCCGGAUCCAUGGUCCAGGAAAUAUACCGAGUGGUUCGUGAUGCCCAAAAUGCCGGAUCAGGAAGAUUUGUCCGGUGCCCUCGGCCAAGAUCAAGUCCUCGAUGCGCUCCUCAAUAGCCAAGACAUCGGUAAACUGAUCAGGAAAAUCACUUCCACCGAAACCUUCGAGAAGGAGGAGAAGGAUGAGCUUACGCCGGAGGAGAAAAGAGAGGCGGAAGAAGAAGUUGAGAUAGAACGUCUGAGACUCCAGAACCCUGAGGAAUUCCGACGCAGGGAGUUGGAGAGGAUCCGGCAACCGAGAAGCACGGCCGUGCCACUGCCUUCGCCGCCCAACCCAUAUCAGCCACCGGGACGCUCUAUCGACGCUAGCCAGCUCUUCAACCCUUCUUCCCUGUACCAGACCGUGGUUCCUAACUCUGCACCUCCAGCUGUCGUUCAAGUCUCGCCGGGUCAACCCAGCGCGGGCAAUCAGCAGCCUACUACGGUGCCAAACGAGGUUCGGCCGAAUGAUGCCACGGCCGAAGAAUCGAAGGCCGCAGCACCUGUGCCCAUACUUGCUUCGGGGUCUCAUUUCAAAAGCCCGUCCACGCGAUCCCCCUCAGCUGCUCCGAGCGGGCCAUCGUCAUUACAAGCAGUAGAGGCUACACAUCUUGAGUUCCCUGAAUUGCUGAGCGUUCAUCAUAGGCUGUGUCAAGAAGGACGCCAUGUGAAGCAUCACCCGAACGACCUAGUAAGCAGGGUGAAAGGCGUGUGGGCGCAAAACAAGAUCGAGCAUCUGCCGUUGAUGGACAAGAUGCAGAAUCUCAAGAAAUUCUCUCGAGACCCAAGGUUCGCCGAGGCAAUGCUCUCUGGGUAUAUGGAGCCUGAACAGCUUGCGUCUUUGACGAGGCUCCAGAUGGAGAGAAUUGCGACUUCACUCAGUGGCCUGGCCGAGGCCGAGUUCAAGCAGCGAGUUUGGACGGGCAAGGCCGAUAUCAACCAAACACCAGCACAGUUGUCCAUAAAGACCGAGAGGCGCACGGUAGGGUCGGCGGAGCUGAAUGGCCCGCUACCGACACUACGUGACAGACCGACACGAGGGUUCUUACGGUUCAUUGACUCGGAACCAGACGAGCCCCCUACCACGCCGCAAGAUCGUCCACGGUCCAGGAGGCCCGGUGACUCAGCAAAAUCGCCCCAGGUUAUAGAAUGAGCGCAGGCGUCUUCCGAUCACGCUAACUUUUUUCCUUCUCCUUUCUUGAGAUACCCCACGGUUGCUUAUGCUGCAGCUGUUUUUGCACGGCGUUUUCGAGGGUAAUGGCAGGAAAACAGGAAGAUUCAGGCACUUCG
Chaetomium strumarium is the source of this 5748-nucleotide messenger RNA. RefSeq lists its product as uncharacterized. Bases 176 to 5611 code for a protein of 1811 amino acids. Gene Ontology annotation, cellular component: nucleus. The transcript has 4 exons. Lineage: Eukaryota; Fungi; Ascomycota; Sordariomycetes; Sordariales; Chaetomiaceae. The record is from RefSeq and is a predicted model, not a curated record. Gene Ontology annotation, molecular function: ATP-dependent chromatin remodeler activity; protein binding; ATP hydrolysis activity.